GGAUUAGCAGGAUUAAUUAUACUUGCACGAUUUUAUUUUACAUUAUAUGGAUUUCCGGAUUCUCUUUCAUUUAUUUUUAAAUUCCCCCUUUCAGUACUCUAAUAAGCCAGGGAAUGUUUCCGACUUGCCCUCCGUUUGUCUGUCACGUAUGAUUUCUACCCCAUGAUGUCAUCAGUUGCCAGGAAACCGACAAGUUAGCUAUAACGGUCGAUGACGGACCUUAUGUGAAUUUCGCAAGUUUGCGCUUAUCAAAGAAGAAUGUCGAAUGCGACGUAUGACGAGCUCUGGAGAGAGACUCAGGCGUUGCUCGCGGAGACGGUCCAGGCGGAUACGGUGCUCCAGGGCGCGAAGCCGCAAAAGGAUCGUAAGAAGGCGCACGACGUCGUCUCGUCCUUGUACGUCCGAUACAUCCUCAUCUGCAACAAACUCGAACAAUGUUACGAUCAGAUGAUACAACCGCAGAAACGUCUGCUGCUCAAGAGAUCGUUGAACGCGAGUCUGGGCAGGAUGUUGGAGCUCAAGCACGAUCUGGUCAAUAUCGAUCUGUCGGAGCACAGCUAUUGCGACGACGUCUUGCUCGAGUGCGGGGUGACACCGCAGGAAGCGGAGAUCCAGAUACCGAGGUAUUAUAGACGCGAACGUGCUGAAGAAAUUGCGGAGAGACGGAAAUUUAUUGAGGAUACGCUUCGAAAUUUGGGCGCCCUUCACGAGGCUGUCGUGCCGAAAAAAAUCACCGAGUCGCAGGCUAUACGACUUAUUCAGGCUCACGAACGAGCAAGACAAGGUAGAUUGAGAUAUCAGUUUAUGAAAGAAAUUCGUAAGAUGAAAGAAAGAUCAACUACUAAACCAGAAAUCGUUGAUGAAGAUGAUACGGGCGAAAAACUCGCAGCAUUGAAAAUUCAGAAAGUAUGGAAAGGAUAUAUCACUAGAUGCCACGUUCGCAAGAGACGCCUCGAGGAGAUGCUGUUAAUAGGAAUGCUGCAACCUAGUCAAAUAAUUACGGAAAAUGCCAGACAAGCGGAAAGAUUGAAGCAGCAGAGAUACGAAAAGCAAUUGAAUUUUCAACAACAAUACCAGAAUCUGAUAUUUGGAGCGAAAGAGAGAAUUCGCAACGAAAGGAGCGCUAUCAUGGAGGAAAAUAUCAGGAGUGAAAUUCGAAAUUGGAUCGACACUUAUUUUCAACAAACUGGAAAAAUACCCGAUUUACCAUCCGCCGAAAGCGGUGGUUCGCGCAUGAUUUUCAGCAGACAGGGAACUGAGAGUACCGUGAGCAAAUCAACAGUGGUAUCAUCGAAAGAAUCGAAGAAAUCGAAACGCUCGAAAUCGAAGAAAGAUAGCGAAACGGAACAGUCGGAGGAUGAGACGGAUCUAGGAUUUAAAUCGGUCCCUUCCAACUUCCUACCGGAAUUGAUUCACGCAAAUCAGGAGUAUCAGGACGUCUGGAGGGACAAGGAUGAAUCCGCGAACCCGAUGCAGCUACCUUAUAACGACAUGAUAGAAGCGGAGAAAACGAGAGAAGUCGAAGACGAAGUUAGAAUAGUAGUGGAUCAGACGAUGAGAGGCGAUAUAGAGGCUCUUCAAGCUGCGUUAGACAGAGACAGAGGAUUCAAGGGGAAACGCGCGAAAAAGCCACAGAAACGUAUUCGCAGAAGCGGGAAGAAAAAUAAGAGAAAGAAAGAGAAAGAUCUGACGCCCGAUAGAACAACCGAGUCCCUUUUCGAAGAACUUCUCAUGCAGGGUAUUAUUAAACUUCACCGCGAAGUUUCCUUGGAUGAAUUCAAGGGCGAAAAAUCAUUCGUGAAUUAUGAUCUUCGUAUGAAGGAGAAAGAUCCUCUUCCAGCGCUUGGUGACAUAAGGCAAUUAAUUGCCGAAUACUGCAUACUUCCGCUGGGCAAUCAAGCCCUGAGAGAAUUCACACCAUUAGUACGAUCUGUUCUGAUAGCUGGUCCGCACGGUAGCGGCAAAAAAUUGCUGGUGAAUGCAAUCUGUACGGAACUCGGAGCUACGCUCUUCGACAUCACGCCAGUAAAUAUCGCCGGCAAGUAUCCCGGCAAAUCAGGAUUGAUCAUGCUCGUUCAUUUAAUCUCGAAGGUAUCACGAUUGCUGCAGCCGUCAGUGAUUUUUAUGGAUGACGCAGAAAAGCCGUUUGUAAAAAAAGUACCAAAAACGGAUAAGACCGAUCCGAAACGUUUAAGAAAAGAUCUACCAAAGCUCGUCAAGAGUAUCGUGGGUGAGGAUAGAAUUCUGCUUAUCGGAACAUCCAAUAAACCUUGGGACGGCGAUCAAAAACUCUUGUAUCAGACUUACGAUAAAAUCAUUUACAUUCCUAGACCGGAUUAUGGCACUGUGUCUUUGAUAUGGAAAGAUUUAUUGUACAAAUACUCUGGUAUUAAUCGUCAAUUUGAUACAUCAGCUAUAACUAAAGCGUGUGACGGUUUCACAGUCGGUACUGUUUUAGCAACGAUUAACGAGAUGAUGACUACGAAACGUAUGGUACAACUACGAACUCAUCCUUUAACACAUGCUGAAUUGGUAAAUGCGUUGAGUUUCAAGGAUCCAGUGUAUCGCGAAGAGGAAGAUGCGUUUCUAGCUUGGUUUUUCAAAACGCCAACCUGUCGGCGGAAACAAAAAGCUCUUGAAUUGGAACUCGAAAAAUUAAAUGAAGCCAAUGAAUUACAAAAAAAGAAAAGAGGAAAAUAAAUUUCGUAUAAAUAAGGUUCAUAUAUCAAACGAUUAUUGAUGCGAUGUUUCUAUAAUAUAUUUAUCAAUAGAAAAGGCGAAUAGAAAAGAAUAAAAAAAUAAUCUCAAUAAACUAUUCUUUUGUUGUAAACAUUGAAACAAUGCAAGUUUUCUGCUUUAACAAAAUUAAUUUAGCGCUAACUUUUGUUUAGUCUGUAACGUUACAAAAAGUAAUAAAAAUAUUA
Molecule: messenger RNA, 2924 nt
Organism: Camponotus floridanus (Florida carpenter ant)
Lineage: Eukaryota; Metazoa; Arthropoda; Insecta; Hymenoptera; Formicidae
Product: dynein regulatory complex protein 11
Exons: 10
Coding region: 259-2700 (813 amino acids)
Molecular function (GO): ATP binding; ATP hydrolysis activity; protein binding
Source: RefSeq, a predicted model, not a curated record